AUGGCUACAAGAUCUCCCAAACUCUUUUUAGCUACCAAUCGCUCCGUCCAAACUAGAGACGGAGCCAUCUUGUCUUCUUCCAAUGCCAAUGCCAUGGUCAUCGACGAUGCCAUCCUCGACAUCGGCGGCCAGCCAAUUUGGACACACGAGUCCGAUCUCGACCGUCCAACCGAAGGGUUUUCUUCCAUCAAAGAAGCCAUCGAAGACAUACGACAGGGAAAGAUGGUGGUUGUUGUUGACGAUGAAGAUAGAGAAAACGAAGGAGAUCUGAUAAUGGCCGCAGAGGCGGCGACGGCGGAUGCGGUGGCUUUUAUAGUAAAGCAUGGAACAGGGAUUGUCUGCGUGGGGAUGAAAGGGGAACAUCUGGAGAGGCUGCAGAUUCCAUUAAUGGUGGAUCAAAAGGAUAAUCAGGACAACUUCUCUACUGCUUUUACUGUCACUGUGGAUGGGAGAGAGGGUACGAGCACCGGAGUUUCCGCCGAGGACAGGGCGACGACGGUGCUGGCACUAGCAUCAAGAGACUCAAAACCACAGGAUUUUAGGAGGCCCGGCCACAUCUUCCCGCUUAGAUACAGAGACGGCGGCGUUUUGAAGAGGCCCGGACACACAGAAGCAUCCGUGGAUCUUGCAGAGCUCGCCGGACUCAACCCCGUCGGAAUUCUCAGCGAGUUGGUCGACGACGAUGGCUCCAUGGCUAGGCUGCCAAAGCUUCGCCACUUUGCUCACCACCAUAACCUCAAAAUCAUCUCCAUUGCUGAUUUAAUCAGAUAUAGGAGGAAGAGGGAGAGAUUAGUUGAACGUGUGGGAGCUCCCACACGCAUGCCGACUACAUGGGGUCCAUUUAAUGCAUAUUGUUACAAGUCCACUUUCGAUGGCAUCGAACACAUCGCAAUGGUCAAGGGUGAUGUCAGCGACGGAGAAGAUAUUCUAGUGAGGGUGCACUCAGAAUGCUUCACAGGGGACAUCUUUGGAUCAGCAAGAUGUGACUGUGGAAAGCAGCUGGCUUUGGCAAUGCAACACAUUGAGGCUGCAGGCAAAGGUGUGUUGGUUUACCUCAGAGGACAAGAAGGAAGGGGCAUUGGUUUGGGCAACAAGCUUCUUGCAUAUAAUUUGCAAGAUGCUGGCAGGGAUACUGUUGAAGCCAAUGAGGAUUUGGGGUUGCCUAUUGAUUCAAGGGACUACGCCAUCGGUGCACAGAUUCUAAGGGAUAUGGGAGUGAGAAGAAUGAGACUGAUGACAAACAAUCCAGCAAAGUACAUAGGGCUGAAGGGUUAUGGGUUGGAAGUUGCAGGCAGAGUUCCUUUGGUGACUCCAAUUACAAAGGACAACAAAAAAUACCUCGAGACAAAGAGAGCCAAAAUGGGGCAUGUCUAUGGCUUGGAAUUCAAUACUGGAUUAAGAGCUCUAAUGCCUCUCAAUCAAAACUCCAAUGUUAGUGCUUCAGAGUGAUGCUUUCGCUGAUUAGUUCUCCGCAAUACAAGAUUUGAUAUAUAGUUGGUUA
Momordica charantia (bitter melon) is the source of this 1501-nucleotide messenger RNA. The record is from RefSeq and is a predicted model, not a curated record. Lineage: Eukaryota; Viridiplantae; Streptophyta; Magnoliopsida; Cucurbitales; Cucurbitaceae.